Molecule: messenger RNA, 4143 nt
Organism: Microbotryum saponariae
Lineage: Eukaryota; Fungi; Basidiomycota; Microbotryomycetes; Microbotryales; Microbotryaceae
Source: the annotation of a GenBank genome assembly
AUGAAGAAGGUGUUUGGUCGCAAGAAGUCGAACACCAAGCUCGGAGCUGGAUCGGGGGGCAAUAGGUCCGAUCCCUCCUACCCCUCGCAGGCAGCUCCCCCACCACCCGUCGGCCCCGGCCACGGCCACAGCAGCAACAGCCUCGCGGUCGGCCACGCGUCGACGUCACGCGCCACGGGGGGCAAACGCUCGACCGAGUCGGCCAUGACACUGCAUAGCAACCACUCCAAGAAGCACGUCGACGACUUUGGUCGACCGAUCGAUCACCGACCCGCGUUUGGCAAGGAUUCGUUGGGUCUCGCGACCCACGGAAGCGGGCAGGGUACGACGGGCGCACCCAACAGCUCCGGCCUCCCCAGCUAUGCCGCCGAUGACGACCCGACCGCGGGAGGCGACUCGGACAUGCAGCUCCUGUUUGGGUAUGCCCCGAUCGAGACCUUGCUCGAGUUGUCGGUCGAGAGGGUGCUCGAGGUUGUCGUCAAGUGCAGCGAACAGAUCAGGGCACGAGGUCAGUCACCGUUGUCGUUCUCUGUCGUUCUCUGUCGUUCUCGUGUCGUAAUCGGGCGAGUGGAGUCGGCGUGUGCACGCGCCUCGCGCCUCCUCGCGUCGACACCAGGGCGGGCACCCAUUGUCUUUCGUGAGAGCAGCAGCUGACGCGGCCAUGAGCGUGCAGGUGUCGACACUCCACUCAUCCUGAGCUCGAUGAGUCUCGACUUGACGAUGGAAGGCACGUGUUCGCUCAUUCGUAGCUAUCUCGCCGAUCCGAGCGCUUGGACCUUUGGUAAGUCACAUGACCUCGACCGAGUCGGGCCCACACAUGUAGCAGCCCCAACCUGACGCAGCGUUACACACGCUACUCGUUUCCAAAAGACCUUACUCUCGCGUCCCCUCUGUGCGUCGGUGCACAAAUGAAGUGGGCCCUCGCUCGACUCAUCAACGACCGAGGCGGGCGCGGCUUCGUCAGCUGGGACUUGUACGACGACUUCAAACACAGCGAAAAAGGUCAGUCGAGAUCUCGAAUCAGGGUCAAUCGUUCGUAUGCUGAAUUCUGCUUCUUGCGACCUCGACUGUCUAGCUGCUGGCUACCCACCUCGGCAUUGUUCGACCCACUUGAUCGCCCGUCUAGCCACGUCCAGUGCAAAGCUGUUGUCAGUCUGGACAACGUCGUUGAUCAAGCUCAUCAAACAAGAACUAAACUUGGUUACUCCUUCUGCCUCGCAGGACCGAGAUUCUUUCUCUCUUCUCGAGCAUCUCCGCUCACAGCAAAGCGAACGGAAUGCCGCCGAGAAAACUCGCCUCACUGUUUUCGCCCUACAUCUUUGGUCUCGCCGAUGACGAAACAUUCGAUGCGACGUAUGAGCAGUGGCAACGACUGACGGAUGCGACGGAGCACAUCUUGCUGUCUUACGUGAGUGAUUUUCGGUUGGUUCACCGAGACAUGGCCCCCGAGCUAAAUUUGAGUCAUCUUUGUUUUAUUUUCAGAUCCGGAAUCAGCAAGCCGCAGAGGGAUCAUUGCCAACACAUCUCGAAAAGCACAUCAUUGGAUAUCCCCAAACACUCAACAUCAACUACAGCAACGGGAGAGCAGUUUCGAGGCUUGCGACAGGGGCUCGGGUGGAAGAGGUGGUGCGGAUUCGGAGAUUGACGCGAUUCCACUCCCGCAAUCUGAUCGCGAGUGCUGGGUCAGUCGGAGCAUCGGUUGAUGUCUACUCGCCAAAAGUGCACGCACCUAACGCGUAGCUGAUCUUUCGGCUUCUUCCCAGAACAUGGUCCGUUCCAAAUUCUUCGGAUUGGGCUCUCUUCUUCCCCCGAGGCUACCGCAACAAAUCUCUUGCCGCGCCAUCAUCGGCGAACCCACCAGCAACGCAAUACACCCCUCACUUCCGCCACCUGCUCAACAUCCGCGGUAACAACCUUUUUGACGACGAGGACGACGACGGCGAGCUGCAGCGGUACAAGUCAACGGUCGAGAAGGACUGGAGCAAGUUUGGCGAACUAGGUUUCAAGGACGUCGAAGCCGGCAAGCUAGAGUUUGAUUUGACCGAAUCGGAGCGCACUGCGCCGAUACAGAAGAGGGAUACGAUGGAUUGGGUGGGUGACGGCAACGUUCGCAGUUUAAGCUUGACUGAUCACUCACUUGAGUACGCUUUGCUGGCCACAGGGGACGUUCGCCAGCUCUGGAUUCGGUGGACGAGAGUCGUUCAAGCCCAACGACCUCAUCUUCCACCAAUCGAUCAACACUCGCGUCAAUACCUGGCCCGCCUCGCAGCAAGCGCUCGACACCAAGCUGCGCGCCGCCGAAAAGAUGCUCCCGUCUUUCCCCUAUGAUACGACGCCUCGGGAAGAAGCCCGAGUGGUUGUCGACGCUCUAUUCUUCGAAGCAUGGGCCGACGUGCUUGUCAGUGGUGGAUGGGCGAGGGAUGAGUUGAAGGAGAGUAGCUUCGCGCUCAUACAUUGGAAGAGUCGACCGAGGGAUGGCGAGCGGCCCAAAGGACGACCGUCUGCCUCGGGCGAUGAUCGAACCGAGGAUCGAUGGGUUUUGGUUGAGGAGUUUGUGCCGAAGGAAUACCGAGACGAGUUGACCGACGGCAAGGUGAGUGCUUCUUAUUUGGGGUGUGUGCGUUAAUCUGGUCUGCCCGCGAACUUUCCUGACACGGAACAUGCGUUCACCCUUUGCAGCAAAAGAAGCAGAGCAAACGCAUCUCGUUCAUGCGCUCGGUCCGCAAGAAAACGUCCAAGACCGCACUCCCGCGCGUUCAACACCCUAUGCCCGUCGCCUCGAUGAACCUCGUUGCACCUCCGAUCAGCAGCUCCUACGCCCGAACGUCGUCGCCGAUGCGGACGAUCGACGAGAGCGUCUUCAACCCCGGUGCGACGACGCCGACCAAGACGGUCUCACUUUCUCGUAGCGACAUUGAGCGUGCGACAAUCGCCGGAUCGACUUACGCUCCUUCCAUCACGACGACGGUCGGCCCUAACCGUGGUCACGGACAAGCUUACUCUGGCAUGCCGACGACGCAAGAGGAAGGUCGAUACAGCACCGACGCUCCCCGCAGCAGUAUGGGUGCGUACGGUCCCACCGAUUUUGAGUCGUCACAAGAUCCUCGUACCCCGACGAUGAUCGAUAUGCCGCCUCCGGUGCCGGCUGUCGCGAGCGAUGGAACGCGACUGCACGGCGUCGGCGUCAUCCACUCGCAGGCAUCGCCGGCACCCAGGAAUGAAGCUUCAGCCCCAGCGUGGAUCAGGGAUCGAGACCGUAGUGGUAGCGUUUCAUCACAUGCAGGAGGCGAUGCUACGGAGCCUCCCCGGCAGGCGAAGUUGCCGAGCGGUUCCGGUGGGGGUGCCAAGGGGUUCCUCUCUCGCAUGACCUCGCGCAACAAAAAGCCCUUUCCGGCUCCGGCUCCCCCUCACUCGCCGACCUACCAGUCGUCAGCUCCCCGCGGUCGCGUCAUGCCUUUGACCGCUGCGGCCUUGGCUCAGCAUUCACCACCCGCACCGAUGGGUUCCUCGAGAUUAGGCGACACUGGCGGUGUGCCCGGAGGCCCAGAGGUGAUCGUCCAUUCCCCUUCCGUCCGCACGUUGAUGCAACGCUCCGAGUCGGGUGGAAUUCCGCCCCCUCUGCCCCCCAAAACACCGGAUGGCCAUCGCACCCCCACCAUCGACGAAGGCGAGUUCGAUCCCAGUCAACGCAGCAACGUUCGUGAUUCGGUCAUGACGACGACGACGAUGAUGACGACGGGAACGGAUGCGUACGGUGGUAUUGAGUCAAUCGAAGAGGAAGGUCAAGUAGGCCGAGUCAUGUACCGCGGAUCCGACGUCAACUCGUCCGAAGGGGAACCAUCACCCAGACGUGUCUUGCUUUCCAAUGUCGUAGGAGGCACCUCGACGUUCGAAAACCAACAGCAACAAGCCUCGGGACUCGUCGUUUCCACUUCACAGAGGCACGAUUCGCUCCCACCCUCUCCCAAACCUGAUGCCGAAGUCCCGGUGGAUGUAGGCAGAGAUUCCAAGUUCAUGAGCGGCACACCAUCGCAGUUGAGAGGUGUAGGACCGAUGGGGACGCCGGGAGGUCGGGUUGGCAAGAUGAUUGGCAAGAUUGAGGAAGGUAACGAAGGCGUAAGGUUGACACAGUAUGGGUUCUAA